Messenger RNA from Olea europaea var. sylvestris, 1142 nucleotides. RefSeq names its product exocyst complex component 5-like. Gene Ontology annotation, biological process: exocytosis; Golgi to plasma membrane transport. The record is from RefSeq and is a predicted model, not a curated record. Bases 229 to 684 code for a protein of 151 amino acids. Gene Ontology annotation, cellular component: cytoplasm; exocyst. NCBI's taxonomy places the organism in Eukaryota, Viridiplantae, Streptophyta, Magnoliopsida, Lamiales, Oleaceae. The transcript has 5 exons.
CAAGAACUAUUUAAUAUAAAAUAUACACUCAUUUUUGUCACUUUUAAUUUCCAAGCUUAUGAUUUUCGUGGAGAGCAGUAUACAUGCUGGGGAAGUAAGAGUUCAUAUUCAAUUAUAACACAAUAAUUCAGUUAUUAUUUGUUAUAUAUGUACUCAAUUUUAAGUAUGAAUUUACAUUCUUCUGUAAUGUGCCAAGUGUGCUAGUAAGCAACAAAGGUAAUCAAUGUCAUGCAUGUUUUAUAUGAUCUCAAAUUUCACUUAUUUCUUUCUCUGGUCAGAGUUGUGGCCUAUCUUUCCCGUGUGCUUGAGGCUGCUUUCACAGCUCUAGAAGGUCUUAACAAACAAGCCUUCCUGACUGAAUUGGGAAAUCGCUUGCACAAGGGGCUGCUUAAUCAUUGGCAAAAGUUCACUUUUAACCCAAGCGGAGGACUACGGCUGAAACGUGAUAUAACAGAAUACGGGGAAUUUGUUCGUGGUUUUAAUGCUCCUUCAGUUGAUGAGAAAUUCGAGUUGCUCGGCAUCAUGGCCAAUGUCUUCAUUGUGGCCCCUGAAAGCCUGUCGACUCUUUUUGAGGGAACUCCAAGUAUUCGGAAAGAUGCACAAACGUUUAUUCAGCUCAGAGAGGACUACAAGAGUGCAAAGCUGGCAGCUCGACUCAGCUCCUUGUGGGCUGGCUCUAGUUAAAGCACAAAUUGCAUGCUGAAGAAGAUAGGAUUCAAGAAUUCAGUAGUUGAUCAUGACAAGGUGUUAAACUAGCCUGCUUCUUACGCAAUACCUUGUCAGGAGCAGAAAUGCAGCUACUUGAAUUGCAAGCUCAGCAUUGGAAAUUCUAACAGCUUGUCACUUCCUCUGUUUUCCUCUCUAGAUAGUUUUUUCUAAUAUAAAAAAAAAAACUUCCUUGCUAUUCUAGGAGUUGGUUCAUGAGAAUUUCAGUAAAGGACUUGCUUAUUUGCUGUGUGCUUUUGUUUUUCUUGCAAUAUGAUUUAUACAAGUGAAGUUCAUGUCCGGGAUUACAUCUGUAUGAAUUGAUUAUGAGCAAUACAUUCUGGAUGGUAUAUAUUUGCAUACUUGUGCUAGAUUUUUCAAUCGACCAUCCCGAACUUGGACGAAACCUUCUAUAGUGACAAUAAUGUUAUUCCAUA